GAUUGGUCACUGCUGUCCUAACAAUUCUGACUACAGACACGAACAAAGCUCAGCAUGAGGAUCUUCACUGCUGUGGUGUUCGUGUGUGUGUGCAGGGCGGCCCCGCCUCCUUCCAUGCCGGACAGUGUGUUGGCUCUGGUCGGGUCGUGCGUUCUGCUGCCCUGCAGGUUCCCCCCCGCCCCGGGUUCUGAUGUCCGGCUGAGGUUCCGCUCGGCGUUUCCGGGCCUGAAGGUGACGGGGUUCAGCAGUGACCAGACGGACCAGGCCAGCAGGGGGCAGCGUCAGCUGAAGGGCCGAGUGUCGCUGUAUGGAGAGCUCAACUCCGGAGACUGUUCCCUCACCAUCGCUAACGUCAGCGCCUCAGACCCCAGCACCCUGGAGAUCCAGCUGAAGCAGAAGAGAGGAUCAUGGGGUGGAACCAAGAGCGUCCAGCUGAUCGUCAACCACGUCCCGCACCAGCCGGUGAUUACCAGCCCCAGGGCGGUGGUGGCGGGUCAGGUGGCGGUGGUGAACUGCUCGGUGCCGGUGAGCUGCCCCUCACAGCCCCCCCAGCUGCAGUGGGUGUGGCAGAGGGGGGGUCAGGAGGGCAGCAGUGGGUAUGAAGUGACGGAGAUGGUACAGGUGAAAGGUGAGCUGCCCCGGCUGGUCUCCUCCCUCUCCUUCACCCCGACUCACCUGGGGAAACCUCGGCUCAGGUGCGAUGCUCUGUACCCAGGAGACAGGAAGAGCAGCGUCAGCACCGAGCUCCACGUCCACUUUCCCCCGAAGGACGUGUCCAUCCAGGUCCUGACUGUGGUGGUGAGGGACGGAGGAAACGCUCUGCUGGCCUGUGUGUGCAAAGCCGACCCCCCGGUCUCAGAGUACCACUGGAACUACACCCAGUCCGGUAGAACCCACACCCUGCCGGGACGCUCGUCCACCGUCCGGAUCUUCAACAUCACCCGGGACACCAUGGUGCAGUGCAGCGUGAGGAACACCCUCGGCCGAGCCACCAGUCCCCCAACCUCCGCCAACGUCCAGUACUCCCCGACCAUCCUGAAACACUCCUCCUCCUGUGAUUGGAACGGGUUCCUUAUGGUCUGCAGGUGCACUGUGGACUCGAACCCCCGACCCGCCAUCACCUGGAGCGUAAACGGGAGCGUACCCCCACCGGACUACAACACCUCCUCUACCUCCUCCACCCACUCCACCCACGCUCUGCAGGAGACCCUCAGCGGCCCGGCGCUCACUCCACUCACCAUCGUCUGCUACGCCUUCAACGGCAUCGGCAACGACUCCUAUACCCUGCUGCAGGGCGGAGCCGGCGGCUGGACAGGCAGUCUGUGGACGAUGAUGCUUGGUUCUGGUUGUUUGGUUCUGCUCCUCCUCGUCUUCUUCCUCCUGGUUCUGCUGUUGUGCCGCUGGAGACGAGCCGGAAGGAGGAGGCGGCUGAUGAGUCGACGCCCCCCCGUGUUUGAGGACAGCGUCUACCAGGACCGUCUGCCGCUCUACAUCAACUGCACCGAGGUCACCAACAUCUACACCAACGGCAGCUACCAGCUGAUCUACCAGAACUGCACACCCUGCUUCGUCCGCACCAAACAGAUCCAUAAGAGACAGCGGAGAGGAGCCCGGCGGCAGAGGGUACAGAGAGAGAGAGACAGGGAGAACCCUGCAGAACCGACAGAGAGAGAGACAGCUCCACCCACUGACCCGGACCUGGAUCCAGAUACCGCCAUCUACGUAGAGGUCAUCUGACCUCAUUCACCACCACAGUCUGAUUCACACAGGAGAGUCUCUUACACUCCUGGUUCCUGGGUGAUGUGAUGAAAAGUGUGCAGUAUAAAGUGUGAACAGAUGUGAACAGGUGUGAACGGGAUCAUUGCCCACCAGAACAUGUAUAAUAACCACAACACCACACCGCCCACCAGCCCUGCCGGAAUAUACGCACUAACUGCGAUACCACGCGGUCCACCAUCCUACCAGAACAUAUGCAAUAACCAUAAUACCACGCUGUCCACCGUCCACAUUAACCACGUGAUUGCCCACCAGAACAUGCAUAAUAACCGCAACACCACAUCGUCCACCAUCCGUGCCAGAACAUACAAAGACCGCAAUACCACUCUGUUCACCACCCCUGCCAGAAUAUAUGCACUAACCGCGAUACCACAUGGUCCACCAUCCCACCAGAACAUAUGCAAUAACCGUAAUACCACACUGUCCACAGUCCACAUUUACCAUGUCACCACCCACCAGAACAUGUAUAAUAACUGCAAUACCACACCGUCCACCAAUCCCUGCCGGAACAUACAAAGACCGCAAUACCACACCAUCCACCACACCUGCCGGAACAUACACACUAACCGCAAUACCACACUGUUUACCAUCUCUGCCAUAACAUAUGCAAUAACCGCAAUACCACAUUGUCCACCAUCCACAAUAGCCACACAGUUCACCACCCCUGCCGGAACAUACGCAAUAACUGUAAUACCACACCGUCCACAUUAACCACGAAACCGCCCACCAGAACAUGUAACCACAGUACCCAACCAUCCACCAUUCCUUGCCGGAACAUAUAUAGACUACGAUACCACAUCGUCCAUCCCCCUGCCAGAACACACACAAUAACCAUGAUACUUAUGUUCUAGAUAAGCUGUGAGCAUGAGCCCUAGGUUUUUCACUCUAGACCUUCUGAAGGUUCUAGAUAGGAUGAGAAUGUGAACAGCAGUGGCUCUAGUUCCUCUGGAAUUUGCUUUAAAUAAAACAAAGCACAUUUUUAUAUUAAAUACAUUUUUUUUUGCCUUUUUUUGAAGAAUAAAAUCUUAAAACAAGUCACCGAUUAAAUUUUUUGUGUAAAAUUUUGGACACAAAAAUUUACUCCUUAUGUAUUUAUACUGAGAUUAAAUUAAACUCAGCUGGACUCUAUUAACUAAUUCACUGAGGAGAUUGAUUGCACUGGAUUUUAUUUUGUGGUUUUGGAAUGAACACUUUUACACGUCACACUUUUCCGAUUUUUAUUUGAUUAAAAUUGUGAAAACCACGUAUCAUUUCAAUUCCACUUCACAAUGAUGAGCUACUUUGUGUUGGUUUAUCACUUAAAAUCUUAAUAAAAUACAUUUAAUUUGUGGUUGUAAGGUGAAAAAAUGUGAAAAAAUACUUUUGCAAGCCACUUUAUACAGGCGUGUAGAGACCAGUUAGUAAUGUAGAGAGGGGAAAUUAUAAUUUCUAGAUAGUGAUUAGAAUCAAUGAUAGGAUCUUAUAACUUUAUAACCAGAGACAAAUAUGUGUUCAGAUAUGAACAGUUAAGGGAUUUGGUUUAUUCAAUAAUAAUCAUCUGCAUAAAUUAAUAUAGAUUUAUCUUUAUAAUGAUUGAAUUCAGUGUUGAUUGAUGGAAAGUGUGUGCCAGAAGUUCUAGAGAUGAAGCAGAUAGCGUAACUAAAAUAAUUGCUGUUUUAUUGAAAUAUAGAACUUUAAUCAUGUAAAUACAAACUUUAUCCCAGUCCCAUUUUUCCUAAGACUAUCCAUAAAUAACCCCAUUUGAUUGGAUAUUUUUUAUUUCUAGCAUCUGAGGAAAAAGUGCAUUGUGAGAAUAAGUCUGGAUAAGGAUAACUUUGUGAAACUUUACUGAUGUUCACAAAUUAGAAAGACUAUAUAUCUGUUCUUUUCUGAUAAAAAUGCAGCAAAUCUAAAAUGUGGCCACCAGGGGGCGGUACUGGUCUUACAAUAAUAACUUUAUACAGAAAUAAACAUCUGUUAAUGUGAAUAGGAGGAGUUUUACAUUAAUUCAUUCAUUUCUUCAUUUAUCUUUAGUCAUCACAUUUCUAUACUUAUUUAUUAUUGUUUAUUUGCUCAGUUUAACAUUAUGUUAAACACAAAGUCUCCUGGGGGGUAUACCAUGAAGCAGGAUUACAGGGUUAUCAAGCUAACAUUGAGCUAAACCCUGACUUAGUCGUACCACGAAUGUGGCUAUCCUUUCAGCUGAGUAGGUCGCCAUGGUAACGUAUUCUACAUGUCUAACCUGCUCCGGGGCAGGUUAAGUUGAAGCUCACCACACCAAACUAGUAUAAAUCCCGCCUCUUGUCCAAUCACAGAGCGAGUACAACACCCGCCUACUGGCCAAUCACAGAGAGACCCUGUUGAGCUUGGUGCAAAUCUUUAAAUUGCAUUAAU
Molecule: messenger RNA, 4149 nt
Organism: Astyanax mexicanus (Mexican tetra)
Lineage: Eukaryota; Metazoa; Chordata; Actinopteri; Characiformes; Acestrorhamphidae
Gene: psg4
Product: sialic acid-binding Ig-like lectin 5
Exons: 8
Coding region: 55-1737 (560 amino acids)
Source: RefSeq, a predicted model, not a curated record